AUGAAGCUUGAGGUUGAGAGUUUGGGUAGAGAUUAUGGGGACAGCGGUGUAAAGAAAUCCCAAGGAGGAAGGCCCAUUUUGCCAGAUUUUUCAUUGGAUAGUGUGCAGAAGUUCCAGAAAGAGAAUGAGCAACUUACAGAACGCCUUUUGGCAAUGGAGGAGGAAACAAAGAUGGUGAAAGAAGCUUUGGCACACCGGAACAGUGAAUUACAGACAUCCAGGAGUAUUUAUGCAAAGACGGCCAGCAAGCUUCAAAAUUUGGAAGCACAGCUGCAAGCAAAUCUUACUGCUGAAGACAGGGCAUCACAUCUGAAUGGUGCACUGAAAUUACAUCUAGAAGGUGCACUGAAGGAGUGCAUGCGGCAGAUACGAAAUUUGAAAGAAGAACAUGGACAGAAGCUGCAUGAUGUGAUUCAGAAUAAAACCAAGCAGUUUGACAAAAUGAAGCAUGAGUUUGAAGCAAAAUUAGCUAACCUGGACCAACAGUUACUUAGGUCUGCAAUGGAAAAUUCUGCACUCUCAAGGUCUUUGCAGGAGCGUUCUAGCUUGGUGAUACAGCUCAGUGAAGAAAAAGCCCAAGCUGAAGCAGAGAUUGAGAUGUUGAAGAGCAAUAUCGAGUCAUGUGAAAGGGAAAUAAAUUCUCUGAAAUAUGAACUCCAAAUUAACUCAAAGGAACUAGAAAUUCGUAUUGAGGAGAAAAAUAUGAGCGUACGGUCUGCAGAAGUUGCAAACAAGCAACACCUGGAGGGAGUGAAGAAAGUUGCAAAAUUGGAAGCAGAGUGUCGGAGAUUACGUGGUCUUGUGCGGAAGAAGUUGCCUGGGCCUACAGCCUUGGCCCAGAUGAAGCUUGAGGUUGAGAGUUUGGGUAGAGAUUAUGGGGACAGCGGUGUAAAGAAAUCCCAAGGAGGAAGGCCCAUUUUGCCAGAUUUUUCAUUGGAUAGUGUGCAGAAGUUCCAGAAAGAGAAUGAGCAACUUACAGAACGCCUUUUGGCAAUGGAGGAGGAAACAAAGAUGGUGAAAGAAGCUUUGGCACACCGGAACAGUGAAUUACAGACAUCCAGGAGUAUUUAUGCAAAGACGGCCAGCAAGCUUCAAAAUUUGGAAGCACAGCUGCAA
Molecule: messenger RNA, 1116 nt
Organism: Capsicum annuum
Lineage: Eukaryota; Viridiplantae; Streptophyta; Magnoliopsida; Solanales; Solanaceae
Product: filament-like plant protein 6
Exons: 2
Source: RefSeq, a predicted model, not a curated record